AUGUCCUUUCCCAACAGCUCUCCUGCUGCUAAUACUUUUUUAGUAGAUUCCUUGAUCAGUGCCUGCAGGAGUGACAGUUUUUAUUCUAGCAGCGCCAGCAUGUACAUGCCACCACCCAGCACAGACAUGGGGACUUAUGGAAUGCAAACCUGUGGACUGCUCCCGUCUCUGGCUAAAAGAGAAGUUAAUCACCAAAAUAUGGGUAUGAAUGUGCAUCCUUAUAUACCUCAAGUAGAGAGUUGGACAGAUCCGAGCAGAUCUUGUCGAAUAGAGCAACCUGUUACACAGCAAGUCCCUACUUGCUCCUUCACUACCAAUAUUAAGGAAGAAACCAAUUGCUGCAUGUAUUCCGAUAAGCGAACCAAACUCAUUUCUUCCGACGUCCCUUCUUACCAGAGGUUGGUCUCUGAAUCAUGCCCCAUUGAAAAUCCCGAGGUUCCUGUCCCAGGAUAUUUUAGACUGAGCCAGACCUACGCCACUGGGAAAACCCAAGAGUACAAUAACAGCCCCGAAACGAGUUCAACUGUAAUGUUACAGUUAAACCCUCGCGGCUCUGCCAAACCGCAGCUAUCUUCUGCCCACCUUCAGAUGGAAAAGAAAAUGAGUGAAAACCCCAGCAACCAAGACUCAGCUAAAGUCCCUCAAGUGGAAAGCCCCGAGCCCAAGUCCACUUUGCCAGAGGAGAGGAGCUGCCUAGCUGAAGUGUCCGUGUCCAGCCCAGAAGUCCAAGAGAAGGAAAGUAAAGAGGAAAUCAAGUCCGAUACUCCAACCAGCAAUUGGUUAACUGCAAAGAGUGGCAGAAAGAAGAGGUGUCCUUAUACUAAACAUCAAACACUGGAAUUAGAAAAAGAGUUCUUAUUCAAUAUGUACCUCACUCGCGAGCGCCGCCUAGAGAUCAGUAAGAGCGUUAACCUCACUGACAGGCAGGUCAAGAUCUGGUUUCAAAACCGCAGAAUGAAGCUGAAGAAGAUGAGUAGGGAAAACCGAAUCCGAGAACUGACGGCUAAUCUGACCUUCUCUUAG
Messenger RNA from Dromiciops gliroides (monito del monte), 1023 nucleotides. It is a transcript of the gene HOXD10, whose product is annotated as homeobox D10. Gene Ontology annotation, biological process: regulation of transcription by RNA polymerase II. The record is from RefSeq and is a predicted model, not a curated record. The coding region runs from base 1 to 1023 and encodes 340 amino acids. Gene Ontology annotation, cellular component: nucleus. Lineage: Eukaryota; Metazoa; Chordata; Mammalia; Microbiotheria; Microbiotheriidae. Gene Ontology annotation, molecular function: DNA-binding transcription factor activity, RNA polymerase II-specific; RNA polymerase II cis-regulatory region sequence-specific DNA binding. The transcript is spliced from 2 exons.